CGCCAGUUGUCAGAUAUUUCACAAUGACAUUGUUUGCUCCAAAAUAUUAUGGGAGAUCCUCAAAGCAGGAACACUACUAGUAACAGGAGUUACAAAGCAAUUGUAGAUGUCUAAACAACAAAGAAUUUAAUUCGUAUUCCGUCUGGCUGUACCAGGAAUCUAGAAGUAUAUCCUAGGAGGAAUAAGGAAACCUCUUGCUCGAUUAGUUCUAACUGCCAUGACAUCAUAGAAAUCCAUUUGGCAUUACCACAACCAGAACAGCAAACAUUUGGAAACUUUUCAUCUGACUUUGGAGCUUUACUGCAAAACGCACACAGGAAAGGAAUCAGAACAAUUUCCUUGGAGACCGGAGACUUUCUCUCAGCUUUCUCCUAACCAACAUGAGCCCACUCAUCUGGACUUUGUGCCUGCUGCUAAUUAGUCUCAUAUCUGCAGGAGGAAACAGACAACAGCUCCAUGCCGAAAGCAACACUGAAAUGCACACUGUUGCUCAUAAUCGAUACAGGCGUUCACCUGAUACCAGCAACAAAUGCUCUUACACUUUCUUGGUUCCACAUCAAAGGAUAACAGGUCCUAUCUGUGUAAGUUCAAAGAGUCCAGAUACAGACAACCAUGGGAUAAAUAAAAUGGAUGUGGAAGAACUGAAGGAGAUUAUGUCCAAACAGAAGAGGCAAAUUGAAAACCUUCAGCUGUUAGUGGAAGUGGACGGAGGAAUAGUGAAUGAGGUGAAACUGCUGCGGAAGGAGAGUCGGAAUAUGAACUCACGUGUAACACAGCUUUACAUGCAGCUCCUACAUGAAAUUAUUCGCAAAAGGGACAAUUCGCUGGAAAUCUCUCAGUUGGAAAACAAAAUUCUGAAUUCCACAGCUGAGAUUCUGCGAAUGGCUACCAGAUACAGACAACUGGAACAGAAGUAUGCAGUAUUGUCUGCUCUUGUUAAUAAUCAAUCUGUGAUCAUAACUAAACUAGAACAGGAAUGCAUACGUAGUCUUACUCCAAAGGAAUAUGAACCACCACCUCUUGUACAAGUUGUACCACAAUCCAUACCUCGCAGCAGGCAAUAUCAGACCAAUUUAUUUGGCAGUAAUGAAAUACAGAGGGAUCAAAAUCCUGCAUUUGCCCGGGAACGAGGGCUUCGCUCGAAAGCACCUUCACAUGAACCUUCUCCUACAACUUCUACCAUUACAGAAUCACCAGUUACUGAAGGGUUAGAUGGUCCGUGGAAGGAUUGUUACCAUGUCCAGCAGGCUGGAUAUGCAAACAGUGGCAUGUAUCUAAUCAAAACAGAAGGCACCGAUAAACUAAUACAAGUUUGGUGUGACCACAGCCAUGACCAGGGAGGCUGGACUGUAAUCCAGCGUAGGGUUGAUGGGGCAGUCAACUUCUUCCGGAACUGGGAGAACUACAAGAGGGGAUUUGGUAACAUUGAUGGAGAACACUGGCUUGGACUGGAGAACAUUUACAGACUAACUGCACAGGGAAACUACAAGUUACAUAUUAAAUUGGAAGACUGGAAUGACAAGAAAGUCUAUGCUGAGUACAAUACCUUUAGAAUAGAGGAUGAAGAUGAUAAUUACAGACUACAAGUUGGGAGCUAUCAAGGGAAUGCAGGAGACUCUUUAAUAUGGCACAAUGGCAAGCAGUUUACAACACUUGACAGGGACAGAGAUUCAUACUCAGGUAACUGUGCGCAUUUCCACAAAGGUGGCUGGUGGUACAAUGCUUGUGCACAUUCUAAUUUGAAUGGAGUUUGGUACCGAGGAGGUCAUUAUCGCAGCAAGUACCAAGAUGGAGUUUACUGGGCUGAAUUUCGAGGGGGUUCCUAUUCUCUGAAAAGUACGGUAAUGAUGAUCAAGCCUGAAUAACGUUCAAGAAGAAAUCACAUGUUCCCAAAGGGUACAACUACGAAAACCUAGACUCAAAUGUAGGGUUCUUUCAAAAGCAGAACAUGUGCUUUGUUAAAGAAGCAACUUGUUUAGCAACAUUGAAAAAAAAUCACUUAAUAUUGCUCCUAAAUAUAUGGUUUCAUUACCUUUUAAAAUGCUAGAGGAGAAAGCAAGGAUCCACAUGACAUUAUUAUGUGCAUCUGUACUCAAUACUCACUGGCACUAUGUUGAACAACUACCAUCCUGAAGGAAAUAUUGCCCUUCUCAUAAAGGAAGGCAUUAGGUAUAUCCGAUGAUUUUAAUCAGAUUAUACUAUAACCCAACAAAAUCAGUUAUGACUAAUAUUUGGAUGUAUACUAAUGUUGUAUUUUAUUAUACAGACAACAUUUUGUUUAAUAAUCUGCUGUUGGACAUAUCAGCUUUAUUAUGGACAUUUGGAGAAUCCAUAACACUUCAUUUUAACACUGAUAUUAAAUGGUUAGGUUGAAAUAAAUACAUUAAGCCUUUCAUGAAUCAGAGUUUAACUUUAUAAUCGAAAAAAAUCCAGAAAUUCCCAGAUUACAAGGAAAAGUCUAAGUCACAUGAUCAAAAGAGCCUUCAUAUUCUCCUUAAGACUAACAUCUGAAAGCAAGACUAAGUUUAAAUAAUUGUUCUCUCUGAACAGUUAUUCCUAAUACCAAAACAUGGAUAAUAGGAACUGCAGAUGCUGGAGAAUCCAAGAUAACAAAGUAUGAAGGUGGAUGAACACAGCAGGCCAAGCAGCAUCUCAGGAGCACAAAAGCUGACGUUUUGGGCCUAGACCCAAGGUGUUCAUCCAGCUUCACACUUUGUUAUCUUAACCAAAACAUGGAGCAGUUUUUAGCAAUGAACACCACAUUGCCUCUAAAAGAGCAAUAAGUCUGCACUAACUUAAGUCACAUGCUGAUAGCAACAAAAGUGUUGACUUAAAAUACAGCUGAACGCUAUGAAAACCAUCUACUCCAACAGUGUGUGCUUCUGCUGUGAAAGUACAUCUGUACAGGUCAGAAACGUCUGGUAGAAAAGUGCUGGUGUAACUCUCAUGAAGGGUAAAUCUGGAGUAAACAUGGCCCCAAAUUUAUUUUUGUCAAAUGUUUUAAAUCCUGAUCAAAAAAGCAACUUUCAAUUUAAAAAAAAAGUAAAAUUCAUCCUUAAAUCUCCUUUCCUUAAAAAGGUUAUCAUAUUAUGCAUGCACAAAGUAAUGUAGAUUUAUGCAAAUCAAGCAAGUUUCACAGAAAUAUCUAUUGAAAAGAUGACUGCAGCAGUGGGUUUAUUCAUGAAUUUGGGAACAUAAAAAGAAAAGCAAGAAUGAAAAUAUUCUGAAUGACCUUUAAUGCCUUUUAUUUUGUGAAUGUUGCAAAUGAAUUCAAAUUGUAUCACUGUUUUUAAGAGAUGUUUCUUUUCUUGUAUGUGUUAAAUUGACGUUCCAUCCAUUAAUUAAGCUCAUCUUAACAGGUAUAAAGUUAAAAGUUGCAUUCUGGUUUUAUCUUCGGUAUGCUGUCACAUAUCCUUUCUUCAUUCACGAAAUGAGGGUGUCGCUGGCUAGGGAGCAUUUAUUGCCCAUCCCUAAUUGCCCACAGGGCAGUCGAGGAUUCAACAGAUUGUUGUGGGUCCGGAGUCACAUGUAGGCCAGACCAGGUAAGGAAGGCAGUUUACUUCCCUAAAGGACAUUAGAGAAACAGAUAGGUUUUUCCUGACACUCGACAAUAGAUUCAUGGUAAUCAUUAGAUUCUUAAUUCCAGAUAUUAAUUGAAUUCAAAUUCCACCAUUUGCUGUGGUGGGAUUCAAACCUGCGUCCCCAGAACAUAUACAUGCCCUGCCAUGGUAACUCCAUCACCAUUCAUAUUAAAGUUUUUGAACUGUUUUAAUCUUCACUCACAGUUCAUCCCCUAUAAAACUGUGACUAGUAUUUUGGCUUUUUUGAUGAUGCCAUUUUUAAUGCUUAUACAUCUUUUUUCAAGCCGAGUGUCCAGAAUGGAAGAUGUACCUCUACUUUGAUUUGGCUUACGAGCUGUAAAGGUCCAACCUACUGCAUGGAGAGUGAACAUGUACAUACAAAUGGUUAUGUUGACAUUAUAUGUCAACUUGCAUUAUCAGGAAAUUUGAGUUCAAGAGUAAAGAUAUCUUUUUCAAUUUACAGAGCCUUGGUGAGACUCUAUUGAGCACUGUGCACUGUUUUGACCUCCUUAUCAAUGGAAAGGUAUACUUGCCACACAGGAAGUCCAACAAGUUAUCACACCAUCUCUGGGGUGGUUGGAUUGUCUUAUGUGCGAUGGAAGAUGCUGGCCCUUUGAAACAUACAGAAUUAUGCAAGUGGAUUUAGAUAGGGCAUUUCCCCUAAUUGGUUAGUCUAGAACCAGGGAACAUAGUCGCAGUAUAAGUUGUAGGCCAUUUAAGAUUGGAAUGUGGAGGAAUUCCUACACACAAAGGUUGCUGAAACUUUCAAAUUCUUUAUCCCAGAGAUACAUAGGAUUCUGAAUACAAAUAACAGAAAGAUACAGGAAUAGCACAUUGGAGAGGGUUCAGAAAAGAUUUACCAGGAUGUUGCCAGGACUGGAGGGUUUAAGUUAUACGAAUAGGCUGGGACAUUUUUCAGUAGGGCAUAGAAAGUUGAGGGGUGACCUUAUAGAGGUUUAUAAAAUUGUGUGGGGCACAGAUAAGGUAAAUAGAAAAGGUCUUUUCCCUCAGGUGGGAAAGCAAAGGUCUUUUCCCUCAAAACUAGGGGUAUAUUUCUAAGUCAAGAGGAGAAAGAUUUAAAAAGGGACCCGCAUUGCAACUUUUUAAUACAGUAGGUGGUGCUAGAGGAAGGGGUAGAUAUAGUUAUAGUUACAACAUUUUAAAGAAAUUCCGAUAUGUACAUCAAUAGGAAAGGUUUGGAGGGAUAGGGCCAAAUGCAGACAAGUAGGAUUAAUUUAGUUUGAGAAACCCGGUCAGCUUGGAUAAGUUAGUCUGAAGGGUCUGUUUCAAUAGUGUAAAACUCCAUGACUCUAAAUUAUACUAAGAUAGCUGAUCAGCCAUGAUUGUAAUUGGAUGGCAGAGCAGGUUCAGUGAGCUGAAUGGCUUUGUCCUGCUCCUAUGAUUCUACUCUUACCUUUACUUUCUAAAUGGAAUUAGACAAGCUGGCAUUUCAGUCUUUAAAUUUUUUUAGCUAUAAAAAUAUCCAAAAAACAGCUUUGAGAAUAUCCCUUGUUUAAACAUGCAUGAGCAUCUGAAGAUUCACCUGCUGAACUCUUUCAGUGUGAGACGACAGCAGACUAUCACUCAUCCAUUAUCUUAUAUGGGAGUUAAAUCCCAAAUUGCGAAUAAAAUUAAGGCAAGUAUACCACGUGUGAAUAAUUUUCUAAGUCUAAAGCAAACAGUUAGGCUUAUCCUUUAACUGUUAGAACUGCAACAAGUUUUGAAGGAUGGAAAGAAGUGAAAUGUAAAGUCAGUGGAUAACACAACUGCAGCGUAGCUGUCCUAUCUGUGGCUGGCUCAAGGCUUUAACGUGUAUUAGUGUAAUGAGAUCGAAAUUAUUGGGAAUAUCAAAAAUACAAAUUUAGUGUAUUUUAUGUAUUCACCCUUAGCCAGUUGUUCAGGAUAAUUAUCCAUUUAAGGUUGAAAUUUCAAUUAAUCAGAGCAAGCUUUACAAGGCAUCUGGUCAUUGUGCCACAGUGAUAGUGUUUCUUCAUUUGUAUAUAAUCACAUAAUAAAUCACUGCAAGGAUAGCAGAUAAUAAAAUGUGAGGCUGGAUGAACACAGCAGGCCAAGCAGCAUCUCAGGAGCACAAAA
This is a messenger RNA of Stegostoma tigrinum, 5675 nucleotides long. RefSeq names its product angiopoietin-like 1a (gene angptl1a). The record is from RefSeq and is a predicted model, not a curated record. Bases 381 to 1865 code for a protein of 494 amino acids. NCBI's taxonomy places the organism in Eukaryota, Metazoa, Chordata, Chondrichthyes, Orectolobiformes, Stegostomatidae. The transcript is spliced from 7 exons. Gene Ontology annotation, biological process: cell surface receptor protein tyrosine kinase signaling pathway.